Molecule: messenger RNA, 660 nt
Organism: Papilio machaon (common yellow swallowtail)
Lineage: Eukaryota; Metazoa; Arthropoda; Insecta; Lepidoptera; Papilionidae
Exons: 5
Coding region: 328-660 (110 amino acids)
Source: RefSeq, a predicted model, not a curated record
AGUUAACAUAAAAUUGUUCUGAUGACGAGAUCAAAUUACAUACUGUUUUUAUAUUUCGCAAUCAUUGUACACAUCACAGACGGCGAACUAAGAAAGAAAAUUUUCGAGAAACAAAUGAACAUAAAUGUAAACACGUGCCUCCGCUCUAGGUUCAUUGUUCACCGUCAACAAUCUAUAUAGCAGUUAUUUACUUCGUAGGAAGUCUGUGUUAACUAAGAGUUCUAGGUAACAAUAGACAAAGUUUAUAAACACCUGGAACACUAUGGUAACUUGUUGUAUCAUUUGUAAUCAAGUUGUCAAAGGGUUAAGUCGAUCGAAUAGCAAAAUAUGAACAUGAAAACUUUUGUUGUAUUAUUGUUCUGCUGCAUUAUCACCAGUGCGUUGGCUCACGGACCUCCUCUGGACCGCGACAAUGAAGAUAUUGUUAUGGGCCGCAAGAUGGGUGCGAAAUGGUGCAGCAUGGCGAAAGUCUGCAACCACGACCGCGUGCCUGUGUGCGGAGUUAGCCACGCGGGUGACAUCAUGGGUUUCCGAGACCUCUGUGAUAUGUUUGACUUCAACUGCAUUAGGCGACGAAAUUACAAGCAGACGGCUUGUCCCGAAGAUAAAUCAAUACUCAGUGUCUCGCGCCGGCCCACCAACAGUUACUACGAUGAUUAA